Molecule: messenger RNA, 1690 nt
Organism: Danio rerio (zebrafish)
Lineage: Eukaryota; Metazoa; Chordata; Actinopteri; Cypriniformes; Danionidae
Source: RefSeq, a predicted model, not a curated record
CAAGCAGAUCAGCUAACAACAUUUGCCGCCCAAUGCUAACAACAAUGGAGGAGAGGUUAAUAGCGGCGGUGUCCGACUAUCCCGAGUUAUACAAUUCCACAAUAAAUUCGUAUAAAGAUGCUGCUAGAAAAGCCAAAGCGUGGAGAGCAGUGAGUCUACAAGUCGAAAUACCAGAGGAGGACUGCCGCAGGCGAUGGAAGAGUUUACGGGACAUGUUCAUCAAAGACAAGCGUGCAGAGCAGCGUAGGCGAGCAUCAGGAACGUCUCACCGCAGCUGGAAGUACAGCUGGCAGAUGUCUUUUCUCACACCCUUCAUCCAGUCCAGAUCUCUUGCGGCGGACGAGCCCGAAGAAGACAGAGACGACGAGGACAAAGACGAGGAGAGGACGGCGGACGGGAACUCAGCAUUCGUGGUGCAGGACUUUGAAGGUGAUCAUGGAAUGCUGGAUGGGGCGUCGCAUUACUCUGCGUCAGGCUCGCAAGGAUCGGGACGCAAGCGAAAGUGGCACAUGGAGGCCAAUGAGGACUUGGAGGACGAGAUGUUCUUGUUUAGUUUACUGCCGUAUCUGAGACGACUGCCGUACGCCAAGAAGAGCGCGGUCAAAUUAAAAAUACACCAGCUGCUGUAUGAGGCAGAGUUUAAGUGAGCUUCUAUAUGGGGCCGGGAUAAUAAAUCCAUGCAUUAUGAAUCAAUAAUUACUUUUUCUGAAUGCAUUGCUGUUCUCUCUUGAAUUAAUUUUGAGAUUAGUUUUUACCAGCAGAUGGCGCUGUGUGCUUUACAAACCUGUCUCACUCUGACAAUCCUUACACGUAUCUUUUAAACGCAAAAUAGUCAUCAUUAAAAUAAAUAAAAAAUAAGUAAUAUUAAAAUAAUAAUAAAAAAUAAUAAUAUUACUUACUAUAAAAAAUAAGCGAGUUGCAAGUGUUCGUAGUGAGCUGUUUACAUUAAUCCUGUUGAAUAAACUCUAUCUGCUGUUUGUAAACAAGCCUAGAGCCCCAUCUGCUGUUUUAAAAGUAGCCUAGAGCACCGUCUGCUGUCUAAAAACUAGCUUAGAGCGCCAUCUGCUGUCCAAAAACUAGCCUAGGGGGCUGUCAGCUAUUUAAGAACUAGCCUAGAGCGCCGUCUGUUGUCUAAAAACUAGCUUACAUCGCCGUCUGCUGUCCAAAAGCUAGCCUAGAGUGCUAUCUGCUCUCGAAAAACUAGCCUAGAAUGCCGUCAGCUGUUUAAAAACUAGCCUAGAGCGCCAUCUGCUGUCUAAAAACUAGCCUAGAGCAACAUCUGUUGUCUAAAGAUUAGCCUAGAGCACCGCCUGCUUUCUAAAAACUAGCCUAGAGUGCCGUCAGCUAGCUUAUGGACAGCAGAUGGAUGGCGCUUUAGGCUAGAGUUUAGACAGCAGAUAAUAAUCUAGGCUAGUUUCAACAUGAAAAAACUAGCUUAGAGCGCCAUCUGCUGUUUAAAGACUAGCCUAGAGUACCAUCAGCUAGUUUUUAAACAACAGAUGGCACUCUAGCUUAGUUUUAACACCAGAUGGUGCCCCACUCUGUUGUAUCUAGGUGGUAAACUAGCCUCGAUUGUCAUCUGGUGUUUAAAAAUUAGCCUAAAGCACUAUCUGCUGUUUAAAACUAGCCUAGAGCCCCAUCUGCUGUUUUAAAACUAGCCUAGAGUGCCAUUUGGUUUUUAAAAACUAGC